ACAAGAUGGCGUUGUAGGAACUGUUCUGAAAUUUUUCCAAUAAAUUUGCUGGAUUUCUUAUGCAACUGUGCGAAUCAUAAAUCAGAAAUUGUGCGAUUGUGUAGGGUUUGAUUCAAUUUGUAAAGAUCUGUUUGUUAGAAUGAUGUGCAAUUAAGACAGAACUUUUCUACAAACCACUAGCACUGUUUAAAACUGUCUACCUAAUAGUCCAUCAAAGUAAUCGCCAACAUUGUGAGAAACAGCGUCAAAAUGUCUACACUCGCUACUCUGCUGCACACAAUUAGUUCACACUCAGGAGACAUAAACUGUGUCAGCUUCUCGGGGAAAGUUCUUGCAACCUGCUCAGGUGACAAAUCAGUCCGUCUUUGGAAUAUCGACGACUACCAAGAACUGCCCGCUUCACCACUCCUCGGUCAUACAUAUUACGUCCACGACUGUGUAUUCUCCGCUUUCGGAACUUUACUCGCGUCCUGCUCACGGGAUGGGAAAGUCAUAUUAUGGGAUAUAAAGAGUGGUGAUAAGAUCGCAACGUUACAACAUCCUAGUAAGACCGGAAUUCGGACUUGCCAGUUCUCGCCAAAUACGACACUUCUGGCGACAGGUGGUGACGAUGAUGCCAUUGGUCUCUUCGAUGUGUCCACAAAAACAUUCAUCAGGUGUCUAGAAGGCCAUGAUGCUUCGGUCGUUGCAGUCGCCUUUACGCCCGAUAGUUCAUAUCUCGUCUCUGGCAGCACAAACGGCGACUUACGAUUAUGGGAUGCACAAUUUGGUCACAGCAAGUGCCUGCUCUACGAACUUGACGGCCACGAUUUGGGCGUGGCUUGUUGUGAAUUCUCACCGACUUACGGCUCAGGAGCCUCCCAAGACGUAGUUCAGGCAAGCUUCCUGUUGGCAACGGGAGGCAACGACAACAACGUGAAAUUAUGGGAUGUAAUGUCGUUUCCAGGAACCGCGAACCAAAAAAAUGCCCCACUGCGUCCCAGCUCCCAAGGGGGAGGCAAACAGACAGAUGUCCAUCUCAAUCUCCGUGUGACGCUAACCGGACAUGAGGCGCCAGUUAUGUCCGUGUCGUUCGCACCCAACGGCAAGAUACUCGCAUCAGCGUCUGGUGACAAGUCGGUUAUCAUUUGGGAUCCGCUAAAGGGGGUGCCGCUGCAUACGAUUGAUGCUCAUUCCAGAUACGUGACGUGUUGUGCUUUCUCUUCAAAUGGCCGCCUCCUUGCCACCGGAUCCAACGACAAAACUGUUAAGGUGUGGAAAAUGACUACGGAGGCAGACCUCGAGGAUGACUGUGGACCCGAUGAAGUCCUGAUCGACUUUUCCGACCAGCAGUUUGCCAAACCGUACAAGGAAUGGAGCAUAGACGACGUCUGCUCUUGGAUUGGCCAAAUCGGGCUAUCGCAGUACGAGGAAAACUUCCGAACGCACGCCAUUGAUGGCACAGAACUGUUGACACUCUCCCAUGAGACUUUGGAGAAAGACUUAAAAAUUGUUGCCCUCGGACACCGGAACAAACUCCUACGUGCUGUUAAGUACAUCAAGGAACACCCAAUCAUCCAGCCGAAAGACCAAGAAUCGGGCAUACCCAACGAGUUCCUCUGUCCAAUCACAUGUGAGAUGAUGAAAGAACCUGUCAUUGCAUCUGAUGGCUACACUUACGAGCGGGUUGCAAUCGCGGCAUGGAUGACCAAGGGCAAGCAAAAUAGUCCGAUGACGAACGCGCCUCUCCCCAACAAAACGCUGACACCAAAUCGUAGCCUUAAGAUGUUGAUACAGCGGUACCAGCAGGGUACCGACAUGUCUUGACACAGACGGUUGAGCGUUCCCUACUACUGUUGAUGCAGCUAUUCAUCGAGCCAUUGCACUUGCAUGUAGAUAUUUUGUAAACUCUGUAUUUUCGAAGUGGUAUUCGUUCAUGAAAACGUCCUUUUUAUGGAUGCACAAGAAGCAUACCACGUUUCAGUCUAGUUGCAGGUGUUUUUUGAACAGAAAUGGCUUGCUUGACAUUGGUUUUCUCACCAAACAAUGCUUGGUGGUGCGGUCAUUUGGCCGAAACCAUUAGCGAGGUAUGUCACAAUUAGCCUACAUUUUAGCUCGAUCCUCUUCGUGUUUAGUGAGACAAUCGACGUCCUCUAGUGGGUAUCUAUUCCUGAAAUGAAAAACGUCAUUCGACAUCUGAAUAAAAUGCAGAUCGCUAGGUGUAAGCCUAGUUGGGCUGAUUUCGAGAUCUAAUGUCAAGUUUGUUGGCAAAUGUGUGUAAAUAUGGUAAAAAUUUGGUUUAUAUUUGUGCUAUAUUGUAGCAUCGCAUCGUUAUGCGCUUAGCAGAGCAGUGAUUUUUGUUGCUGUGACUCUGAUGUGGUAUCGGGAAGAGGUGACAUGUGAUCAGGGCACAUUAAAAUGACUUGUCAAUUGUUUCCCACUCCACAUAACACUACAACGAAUGUCUGUAAAUAUGUGUACAACACUGUAUAAAUGCUGGAGAUUUUAGCAUCAUUAAUUUUGAGAGUGCAACGAAGAUGAAUUCUUGUUAAAUAUUGUGAGACAAUAGCACUAUUGUCAGGAUGUGGCCAUGGAAAUUACUAUAGGUUCAGUUAUUAUUGUGUUUAUUUGUCUUACCUGGCUCAGGUCGAUCAACCCGAAACGUGUUUUUAAUCAAUGAUUUUAGAUCUUACGGGGUUGAUAAACCUGAAGAUUUUCCCGAAAAGUCUUUUGGAUAGUAGAAUAGCAAGAUAUGCUUAUACAACCGCUUAUAUCCUGCUUACACAACAUACAGUAGAUAUUUCCUAGCAUAAACACAUCGCAACAUCUGUGUAAUUUCAAAUUUUGUAUCUCUGCUUAAUUCAUCAAUGGCUGCUACCCCAAAACUGAAUUAUGCAAAUAUUUCUACUCCUUCAAUGCUUUUUAUGAAACGCCCCUCUUGAUGAUUCUUGCAUAUAAUAAAGAAAUAAUCAGAAA
Messenger RNA from Lineus longissimus, 2955 nucleotides. RefSeq names its product WD repeat, SAM and U-box domain-containing protein 1-like. The record is from RefSeq and is a predicted model, not a curated record. The coding region runs from base 250 to 1806 and encodes 518 amino acids. Lineage: Eukaryota; Metazoa; Nemertea; Pilidiophora; Heteronemertea; Lineidae. Gene Ontology annotation, molecular function: ubiquitin-protein transferase activity; protein binding. The transcript has 11 exons. Gene Ontology annotation, biological process: protein ubiquitination.